This is a messenger RNA of Synchiropus splendidus (mandarinfish), 1092 nucleotides long. Its product is annotated as beta-1,3-galactosyltransferase 2-like. Gene Ontology annotation, molecular function: N-acetyl-beta-D-glucosaminide beta-(1,3)-galactosyltransferase activity. Gene Ontology annotation, cellular component: membrane. The transcript has 2 exons. The record is from RefSeq and is a predicted model, not a curated record. Bases 1 to 1092 code for a protein of 363 amino acids. NCBI's taxonomy places the organism in Eukaryota, Metazoa, Chordata, Actinopteri, Syngnathiformes, Callionymidae.
AUGAGUGAGGCCGGGGAGCGGAGCUGUCCUCGCGGGGGACCCCGAGACUCGGACGGGAAGGGUCCAGAGGAGCCGAGUCCCCCGAGGAAGCCAUUCUUCCGACUUUGCUUCCACGUGGUCGUCCUGCUGAGCUUGGUGGGCCUGGUCAUGUGCUACAGCGUGUUCGUCCAAGAUGUUUCAUUCCGAAGUCAUUACAGGAGGAUCUUCAACUGGACGAGCCACGUGGGGCGAGCCCCUCGGUACCGCCCCGAUCCCAGGAACCAGUCUCUCCUUCAGUACCACCUGGCCUACCCUCGGAACUAUGAGUUCACCAUGGACAUCCCUGAAGUGUGCCAGGUACACAAGCCUUUCUUGGUCAUGAUGGUGCCGGUGGCGCCGGCGAACAUUGCUGCCCGGGACGCCAUCCGCCAGACGUGGGGCAGGGAGAAGCAGGUCCAGGGCAAGACGGUCCUGACCCUGUUUGUGUUGGGCAAAUCUCACAUGCAGGAAGCCCUGCAGCGGGAGCUUGCCCGUCACCACGACCUGAUACAGUCGGAUUUUGUGGACACCUACCUCAACCUGACCAUCAAGACCAUGGUGAUCAUGGAGUGGCUGGCCACCCGCUGCCCGGAGGCCGAGUACGCCAUGAAGGUGGACUCCGACAUGUUCAUCAACAUCAACAAUCUGGUCAUCAUGCUGAAGACACCGAACAUCCCCAAGACUAACUACCUCACCGGGAGGCUGAUGUGGAACCGGCCAGUCAUCCGCUCCAGAGAGUCCAAGUGGUACGUCCCCGUGGAGAUGUACCCGGAGUCGACUUACCCCACCUACACUCUGGGAAUGGGCUACGUGUUCUCCAACGACCUCCCGGGAAAGUUAGUGGAGAUUUGCAAAACCAUAAAACCCUUCAACAUCGAGGACGCCUACAUCGGGCUGUGCAUGAAAAGGCUGGGGCUCACCAUCACCUCCCCUCCGGACCCCUGGCAGUUCCAGGACUAUAACUACAAAUACAAUCGCUGCCAGUACUCCAAGGUCAUCACCUACAUUCUGACAAGUUCAGCGGAGCUCAUCAGAUACUGGACAGACCUGAACCAGCCUGGACCACCAUGUUAG